Aureobasidium pullulans EXF-150 is the source of this 2041-nucleotide messenger RNA. RefSeq names its product DUF155-domain-containing protein. NCBI's taxonomy places the organism in Eukaryota, Fungi, Ascomycota, Dothideomycetes, Dothideales, Saccotheciaceae. The record is from RefSeq and is a predicted model, not a curated record. Bases 217 to 1884 code for a protein of 555 amino acids. The transcript has 2 exons.
GGCACAUGUCUUUUGUGUUGUAGAAGAGAAUGAGCGAUGCAAAUCGAAGAUGACAAGUGCAAGGGCAAAUACGACAGCAAGAUGCAUGGUGACGUGUGUGGGGAAGGAGUCGACUCUGUCGAAGAAGGACAAGCACUUGGCAAAGUCGAAACGAGAUUAUUGUUGGCAGGUUCGAUACUGUAGACUCGACAACCACAGACAAUCUCAAAGCAAACAAUGGCUGCACCUGUCAAGAAGCGAGGCCCGACCGUGCUGGUCACGGAUGCGCGCGAACAGCAGCCUCAGCGGCCGAACACUCUCCCUCGCACCGGCACUACGAAACUCAUCUCAGUCGACAAUGUCUUGCAAUUCUCUUCCGACAUCCCCUCGGCCCAGAGACGUGGUCCUCCAGGAGGUCUUAGACCCGCACAACAUACGCGCACCCCUAGCGGCCGACACCCUCUGGACCCGAAACUAGCAGGCCGCUCUCUCAGCAUCCCCGUAGGCGGCCCUCACAUCCCAGCGCGAAGCAGUAAAGUCAGCGAAAAACUUGUCUUGCUCCCCGAGACGAGCGAGAAAACCCCCUCCGAGGAAGAUGAGGAUGAGGACGAGGCUCCGCCAUCCGACGAGCAAAUCCGCCGCCGUAAAGCUCCCAGGAUAGGCGACAAGAGUUAUGCCGAACGCCUACCGAAAGCAAGUCGUGCCGACAAACUGGCCAGAGUCACAGCAUACUGCACUGCUCAGAGCUACCGUCUUCGCGCCACCGCCGACUUUGUACGCGAGCAACAUGGUGCUCGCACCAAGCUGUAUGACGACUGUUUGUAUGCCGUCUACCAACUGCCUCUUCUGGGCGGUAGCGAUGGCUAUCGCAUUCGCAGUAGUCCUGUCUUGAAGAACCCUGGUGGUCGAAGUAUCCUGGACGAACAGAUCGAGGCCAACGAGCGCCGCGACCACCGUGAAGGCUGGAUGGAGGAGAGUGAUGAAUACACAGUCCAUGGUAAUGCCAGGGACCACGAAGAACCAAACUUCCGCCGCCACAGCCACUCAAGCGACUUGUCAAGUUCAGGCCACAGCACCAUCGCCGAUGCCUUGUCUGUCGCAGAACUUUACGUCUUCAGCUAUGGUGUCGCCGUCUUCUGGAAUUUCACAGCACAUCAAGAGAAGGACAUCCUGGCCGACUUGACUUUCAGCAGCUCCUCAAAUAUCCCGACCAAACUCAGCAGCACUUCUUCACCAGCCUUGACCAACACUUUGGGUCUCGUAUCACGACCGCUCAGCGAAGCCGACUUCGAGACCGAAGACUUCCACUUUGAGUACAAUGUUGAUAUUGACAAGCCUCGCAUAUUCAACGACAUGAUUACGUUACGUACCAACGACCAUAUGAUCAAAUUGGCUAUGAGUCAUGCCAUCUCACAGUCGACCAAACUUAGCUAUUUCGAAGAGCGCAUGCAGCGCACCAUGUCCGAAGCACAGUAUGUGCCUCGUAAGCUCGCUCUGGAGGGCCAACUUGGAAUGAGCCGUAGUCAAGUCGUCAGUCUUGUCGGAAAGCUCUUCCAAGGCCGUGUCGAUGUCAACCUCAGCUCCAACAUGCUAGACACACCAAACUUCUUCUGGGACAGCGAACCGACAUUAUUACCGCUUUAUGCCGCCGUCAGAGAGUAUCUCGAGAUCAAGCCUCGCAUUCAAGUGCUCAACGAACGCUGCAAGGUGUUCUUGGACCUCGCUGAAAUUCUCUCAGACGCUAUUGCAGAUACAAAGAUGACAAAAAUUACAUGGAUCGUCAUCGUGCUCAUCGUCAUAUCGAUCUUGGUCACUUGUUCAGAGGUGAUUCUAAGAUUUGCUAUUUUGAGCAGCGGCAAGGGUGAAGGAGAGGGAGUUGCGAUUCCGAGCCCGAAAGAGCUUUGAGCAUUGGUGUCUGUGCAUUACGACAAGGAGUUUAUGGAAUAAGCGAUGAGUAAGGAGGAUCGGCGUUGGCAAUGUACAUAAUUGGUUGCUUCACGAGGGUAUCAAGGGGAAGGGUUUUCGAAAGGAAGGUUUAAUAUCACUUUUAUCUCCUCUGCAG